Daphnia magna is the source of this 3988-nucleotide messenger RNA. It is a transcript of the gene Rhp, whose product is annotated as rhophilin-2. The transcript is spliced from 14 exons. The record is from RefSeq and is a predicted model, not a curated record. Bases 735 to 3176 code for a protein of 813 amino acids. Gene Ontology annotation, molecular function: protein binding. Gene Ontology annotation, biological process: negative regulation of stress fiber assembly; signal transduction. Lineage: Eukaryota; Metazoa; Arthropoda; Branchiopoda; Diplostraca; Daphniidae.
AGCUAUCACGCCAGUCCAACAUCGACCGCUGUCCGGGACAGCAGCAAGUUCGGAGAACUUGUUUUUAAAUUUACGAAAUUGCGUUGCUUCUUUCUUUAAAAAAAAAAAUAUCAAACAGUUUCGUUGCACGAUUUUAAAAAAGGAAACGGUUUAUAAACGAACGUUGUGACCCGACAUUGACAACAUUUCGGUUUGAACUGAGAGGCCAUUUUGAAAACCCCCCAAGAAAAAUCGAGUGACACCCUAGUGACAAUUUAUCAAACAUUUUGUGUGUUGAGCUUUUUCAUUUCCUAUCGAAGAAAAAACAGUUUCUGAACUUGACGUACCCGUUUGGGUGUGUGUGUGUGUGUGUGUGUGUACGUACGUGUGUUGUGGGGUUUUUCGUGACUGGGGUGAACUCUCACGUCCUCGUUUUUCUUUCCUAUUUUUUUUUGUUGUUUUGUCUCGAACAUCAACGGGAUUUUUUUUUUUUCAACUUUUACGUGUCGUGUGUGUCUGUGUGUGUGUGUGAGUUUUAUUUGGAAUUAUCCGGUAUCGAAAAAGGGCUGGACAAGGGGAUAAAAGAAUAUCUUAUUCGAUGACAAAGAGAAGCCAAAGUUUAAAUGGCGGAAUUUAAAGAAUAUUAAAAAAUAAUUCAAAGGAAGGGAGAAGUAAAUAGUUGCGAGUUUGAUCGGUGGAGAGAAAGGAUCACGACGUCGGUGCGUUGAUUCCGGAAAUAGCGCACCAACAACAUCAUGGCUCACGUCGCCAUAUUGAAAGCCCAUAAUAAAGCCUACCAUCGGGGCUCGGAUCCGAGAGCCGCCACAUGCCGGUCGAAACUGCAAUCGAAAAGGGCCAAAUUGAAUCAAGAAAUCAACAAAGAACUUCGUUUGAGAGCCGGAGCUGAGAACCUUUUCAAGGCGACGAGCAACAAGAAGCUGCGCGAGACGGUCUCGCUCGAGCUGAGCUUCGUCAAUUCCAACCUGCAGCUGCUGAAGGAGCAACUGGCCGUUUUGAACAGCUCGGUCGAGGUGUACCAGGGCGAUCAGCAUGGCGGCCUCAGCCACCACAUCCCCAUGAUUCCGCUGGGCCUCAAAGAAACGAAAGAAGUGCCUUUUCACGAUGCCCUGCACGAGUUUAUCGAAGAUCAUUACAAAGACAAAGCGGACGAUUACGUGGAAGCCAUUGCCGAGCUGUCCGACUUGCGACAGGCCAUGAGGACGCCAUCGAGAGAUGCCACGGGCAUCGGUCUGCUCUACGAGUACUACAAUCAGCUCUACUUUUUCGAGCGUCGUUUCUUUUCACCCGAACGCGGCCUCGGCGUCUUUUUCGACUGGUUUGAUUCUUUGACGGGAGUGCCCAGCGCCCAGCGGACGGUGGCCUUUGAAAAGGCCUGCGUCCUGUUCAACCUGGGGGCCUUGCACACGCAGAUCGGGACGCGGCUGGAACGCGGGACGGGCGAAGGGCUCGAUGGUUCUGUGGAUAACUUUUUACGAGCAGCUGCCGUUUUUCGUUUCAUUGUCGACAAUUUCACGAACGCACCGUCAAUGGACUUGGCCCCGCAAGUGCUCGAGGCUUUCAUCCUGCUCAUGAUUGCCCAAGCUCGCGAGUGUCUUUUCGAGAAACUGUUGUUGAGCUAUCGAGGUGACUCUGCUCCUGCCCAGGAUAUCGACGCCUACCUGGAGCAAGCCCAAGAGGCAGCCGAGUUGUCGGAGUCUUACCAUCGCGUCUACGAUGCCCUUUCGAUCGAAUUGGUCAAGGAUUACGUGCCCGAUUCGUGGAUUGCGCUCGUCCAGGUCAAGAGCCAAUACUACAAGGCGAUGGCUCACCAGCUGGUGGGCUCGGGUCUGGUCGCCGGCAUCGACGGCCGUCCGUUGAGCCUCAAGACGAAAGAGACGCUGACAUUUAUGUACAGCGAAGAUGAACGGACGAACGGCGAACCCAAUUUCGCCGGCCAUUCCACCGGCAAACCGACCAAAGAGAAAGUCAGCACCAUCAUCGAUAUCCGAGUACCGAAAAACGAUGCCGAACAGCUCCAAUUAGGUUUGAGUCAUUUGCGCGAAUCGGUGCUGUUGCACGAAGAGAGCCUGCGGCUGCAGCGCAUGUGCCGUGAUUUGAAGAAACGCGACCACCUGUCGACCUUUUUGCGACGCGCUCACGACGCCGCCCUCAGCGCUUACACGCGGGCCCUCGGAGACGAUGAGUUCGGCGAAGCUCUAGACCCUCCCCCCAUUUUGGCGUCGACGAAAUUGCAGCUGUCGUUCGGUCAACCGGAUUUCGGUCAGCAUCCAGUCGAAGAUCUGUUUCGUGGGCUGGGUCCGCUGACUUUGUUCUCUGCAAAGCACAAGUGGAACCCUCCCCGAUUGGCCCACCUGCGCAAAUUGCACGACCAAGGUUUCGGAUUCAGCGUUCGUGGCGACGGACCGAUUAUCAUCGCCGGAGUCGAUGGCGGUUCCAUUGCUGAUUUGGCUGGAGUGAGGGAAGGUGACGUCAUCAUCGGAAUCGGUGAUGUGGACGUUAAGUGGUCCACACACGAAGAGGUCGUGUCGCUUAUCAAACACGCUCGCAAUGACCUCUCUCUCAAACUGAUUCAGCCCGUCGAGAAACCAACCCAACCCUCUAAGUCAAUGAUGAAAAGCAUGGCCAAAACGUUGCCGGGCGGCCGUGGAUCGACCUCGCCCACGUCGACGACCAGCUCCAGUUCGGGCGUGUCCUCGGCGGCGAGCCACAGUUUGUCGAACACGCUGGCCGGAAGGAGCAGCAGCUCGAAGAAUAACAGCAAGAGCUGCGACCGGAUACACGCCAUCGGGCGUAACCUGCCGGGCGUCAGGCGGCGUGACAAGAGCCUCGAUAGCCACGUCAAAUACAGGACGGACGCCAAAUCUUCCGGCAAAGGGGGAAGAAGUCGAGAUAGGACCAUCACUGGACGGCUUAGCCUGGCGGCCGAUUUCUUUAAUUUGAGCCUACACUCGAGCAAAGAUCGAGAUAGGACUGUCGACAGCGGCACGAGUAGCCAAACACGUUCGACGACGGCCGGAAGCCGGUUGACUUGGAAUCCGUUUCGGACCAAGAGCCGCGAGCGCCAGAACAGCCACAGCCACCAGCAGUCGCACCAUCACGCCAUGAUGGCCCUCAAGACGCCCUCUACACCGCCCGUUAGCGGCGAGGUCAUCUGCAAGAACAUCAUUAUGCGCUGAUUGAUUCACCUGGCCGCGGUGAUGAUGGAAUAUCCAUUUUAUAUAUAAGAAAGACGUAUUAUCCCUCAUCUUUAAAAAAAAAUCAGAUGAGAAUAAAGAAAAGAAAAGAGGAAACACCUGAGCGUGCCAUAUCGCGUACAGUAUAAACGUGAAUACUUUGACUUUAAAUAUUUCCUAUCUUUUUCUCCUUUUUUUUUUUUUUUUUUGCUGUGUUUUUAUGUGGUAAAUCAGACAAAAUAUCUCUCCAAAUAUUUCGUUGAGACUUUCAUAUUAUAUAAAUGUAUAAAUAAUUGACUGAAGUUUUAAAAAAUUCGAGUUUAAAAGAAAUGAAAAAACAAAACAAAAAAGAUUUUCGAAUACGAUGCGAAAUGUGGAAGGUUUAUGAAAAACAGGACUUGAUAAACUACUUUAGUUUCUAUCAAUUUACGUCAAUAUUUUCCCAAAAAAUUUAAUAACCUUGCCCCUAAUGUGUGUUUGUGUGUGUGUACAAAAGAGGAUUGGAUAGUUGUGCGAAGCAAAAUGGAUUCAAGAAAUGACCAAAUUUUUAAGUGUAGUCCACAUCAAUUUUUAUUAAUGUUUUUGGAUUUCUAAACAGAUUACUAUAAACAUUUAAUAAUUGACUUGUUUUAACCAUAGCGUGGAAGACAAAUUUUCUUUUGUAUUAGUUGCCUCCUUGUUCCAAAAAUUCUUCUUCUGAUUCCAUCAUCUCACCCCCGAGCUCAUUUUAUCUGUACAUUGUACACAAUUGUGUGUGUGUGUGUGUGUGUGGCUGGACUGUGCUGCGUCAAUAAACCAAAAAGACGAGAGAUAAA